This is a messenger RNA of Cercocebus atys (sooty mangabey), 1023 nucleotides long. It is a transcript of the gene ARL5C, whose product is annotated as ADP-ribosylation factor-like 5C. Gene Ontology annotation, cellular component: trans-Golgi network; cytoplasm. Gene Ontology annotation, biological process: protein localization to Golgi membrane; vesicle-mediated transport; intracellular protein transport. Gene Ontology annotation, molecular function: GTP binding; GTPase activity. NCBI's taxonomy places the organism in Eukaryota, Metazoa, Chordata, Mammalia, Primates, Cercopithecidae. The record is from RefSeq and is a predicted model, not a curated record.
AUGCUAGUGAACCGACUGAAGAUCUGUGGAGGGUUGGAAUAUUCUCCCAGCUCAGAGAGGAUCGGACAGCUGAUCGCCAAGUUAAUGAGCAUCUUCGGGAACCAGGAGCAGAAGGUUAUCAUCAUGGGACUGGACAAUGCGGGAGAGCACCAUUCUCUACCAGUUGUAAGUGACUUUCGGGCGGUGAGGGUAGAGGGCUGGGCCUCCCACCAGACUGACAGGCAUGGGGACCAAUCACUAGAGCUCUUCCCUGGGUUACAGGGCUCCUCUCUACCCAGAGGAGUGAUUGAGAACGCUGCUUGGACCUUCCUAGUACUGCGGCUCCUCGGCCUGGCAUUCAAAUCCUGCACCUUAACUUUCUUUCCCUUCUUCAAACCCAAAGGCUCACUGAGUCUCUGUAGCUCCUGGUCUAGAAGCCUGGCACCUCUUGGUGCCCUCUCCUACCUCCCCAGCUUGACCAAUGAGGUGGUCCAUACGUGUUCCACCACUGGCAGCAACAUGGAGGAGAUCAUUUUGCAGAAGACCCACUUCCUCAUGUGGGACAUAGUGGGGCAGGAGGCUCUGAGUUUUAUCACCAACACCUCCUGGCGUCUGGGCAGUGCAGAGAUGGGGGAAAACAUGUUUACCAUAGAGAAAGCCUGCCAGUUCGUCAUCCUUGUGAUUCACAGCACGGACCGGGAUCGGCUGCUGACUGCUUGAGAGGAGCUAUAUAAAAUGCUGGCCCAUGAGGCUCUGCGGGAUGCUUCAGUCCAUUUUGCCAAUAAGCAGGACGUGAAGGACUCUGUGAGGACGGUGGAGAUCUCCUAUUUCCUUCCUCUCAGGACCAGCAAAGGCCACUGUGCUCCUGUACCCUCACCGGAGAAGGGUUAGUGGCUGCCCCACCUGGAUCUCCAGGCCUGGCUGAACCAAUGGAUGACUGACCAUCAGAACCCUUCUUCUGCCUCUCUCCUGUGAGAAUCUGGCUCACAGUUGGCUCCUGGGCCAAGCCAAUUGGGCAUCUCCCCACAGUAGAGACGGAGUUUC